Molecule: messenger RNA, 1050 nt
Organism: Paramecium sonneborni
Lineage: Eukaryota; Ciliophora; Oligohymenophorea; Peniculida; Parameciidae
Source: the annotation of a GenBank genome assembly
CGCGUAAAUGAGUAAAGAAAGAAAAGAGUUUGAAAAAUAAUUUUAUGCUCUAUACAAACAUUAUCACAAAAAAGAUAAUGGCUUUAAAUUAAAGGAAGCAAAUUUAAAUUAUUAGCGAAAGAUUUAAUACUUUAAAGGAGAGGAUUUUAUUAAAUUCACAAUAGUUAAUUUUGAAGAAAUAAAGGAUUUGGUGCCUUUAACUGAAAAAAAGAAGGAUGCAUCUUAAAUAGCAAAAUAUUUGUUAGAGAGCAAAAUAAUUAUAAGAGUUGAGAGGCAUAGAGAUGAUCCAAAGAAAAAAUGGCCAAAAAAGCUGACUUUAGUUAGAGUUUUAUUAUUUCAAUAUGUGAUAGGAUUAAUCUUUUAUUGAAGAUGGUUUUUACACAUGGAGUAUUGAUGCCAAUAAUAAGAUGAAUUCAAUAAAGUUGGCAGCCAUAUUAAUAGGUGUAUUUUUAAUCUGCCUUUUUCCAAUAUGGCCUUUUUCAUUUAAAUAUGGUAUAUUUAAGUUUUCAAUAUAUUUACUAAUAUUUUUGAUUGGAUUAUAAGUAAUAAGAUUGUUGUUGUAUUCAAUAAUAAGAUUAUUUGGUUAUGAAUUUUGGAUUUUGCCAAAUAUCAAUGAUGAUGUAAUAUCAAUUAAAAUAAAAUAUAGUCUUAUGGAUUUUUAGGAUCAUUUCUUCCUCUAUAUUCAAUUUAGAGAUUAACUGAUGGAAAAUUGGAAAUAGCUCUUCGAUUUAUAGGAAUGAUAGCAUUCUUUGCAUUAAUUUUUUUAAUUGUUUAGGAGCCUCAUUAUUUCACAAAUAUUUCAGAUGCAACAGGAUAAACUCUUGAUGAUGUUUUGAUAUGGGGUAAAGAAAAGAUGGAAGGCAAAUAGGUAAAUUAUAAUAUUGAAAAUUAGGAACCUUUGCAUAGAAGAGCUAUACCAGAUUUAAGUGAAUUAAUAAAAUAAGCAGAGGAAGAUUCUAGGAAUACUCAAAAUGAAGUUUAAAAUGAAAAUUUGGAUAUAAGGGAAACAUAAAAUGAUUUGUGAAUGUUUUAAGUAAAGUUGAUAAUAGG